Molecule: messenger RNA, 1098 nt
Organism: Echinostoma caproni
Lineage: Eukaryota; Metazoa; Platyhelminthes; Trematoda; Plagiorchiida; Echinostomatidae
Source: the annotation of a GenBank genome assembly
AUGCUUCAACGGAGCAUGAAAGUUGUCUCUUCCGGUGCUGUGCCUGUUUCCGGAUCACCCGUGGUGGGCACUUCUCUUCCGAGAGUUUUAACUAUACGGUCUCCUGCACAAGUUGGAUCUGGUGGUACCAUAAUAAGCGGAGUCCCUGGGGUCACCACCAUGCGACCGGGCACUAUUAUUUUAUCCAGUGCGGGGAACAUAUCCCAGUUGGGAUCCGCGGCAUUUCCAACGUCCGAAGAAAUCGAUAACAGUGUUGUUUUGGGUCCGAACGCUGAAGGUGUGCAAGCCCCUGGUUUGCUAGCUACACACUCAGGUUAUUAUGAUCUAACCACGGGGCUUCCUGCACCAGGUGCCAUGCCGGGUUAUCUUCAACCCGGAAGUCCCUCGGGACGGGAUUCAGGCGAUGAGCAGGAGCAUAUGCCUACGGGGUUGAAAACCAACGGUUUACGGCGAUAUGCAAGGUGUGUUUGCAAUAAGGUAAAAGAAAAAGGCGUGACUUCUUACAGUGAAGUUGCCGAUGAGUUGGUCCACGAGUACGCGGCGGAACAUCCAAUGAUUCCAUCUGAACAGCUCCACUACAUCCAAAAGAAUAUUCGUCGUCGUGUUUACGAUGCACUGAACGUACUCAUGGCAUUAAAUGUACUUCAGAAAGAAAAGAAAGAGAUUCGCUGGGUUGGUUUACCAGUCAACAUGAUCGAGGAGUGUCGGCGACUAGAGGAGGAGAGAGAAAAACGUCAGGUAUCACUCCGAAACAAGCUUAUGGCUCGCUUAUUCACAAUCAACAGCGAAGUGUUGCGCGCUCGACAGAGCGCUACGAAACAGUUUAGUAACUCACCACCGUCAGAUUCUCACUCAGCUAUUCCGAUACGCGUCCCACGGUUCAUCAAAAUAGAUCCACCGUCUGAGGCGGAGAUCCGCAAUGUGAUCCAAGCCAGGCGAGGAACACCCGAGGAGCAGGCUGGGUUUCGCGCUGGUCGUGGAUGCAUCGAUCAGAUAGGUUCGCACCGUCCGACAGCUGCACGGGCACCGUCAUCCCAACCAAAGACCAAAAGUCAUUGUAUCCUUAGACUUCCGUGCAACUUUCGAAUUUGUCGAUAA